Messenger RNA from Glycine soja, 1820 nucleotides. RefSeq names its product transcription repressor OFP5-like. The coding region runs from base 417 to 1658 and encodes 413 amino acids. The record is from RefSeq and is a predicted model, not a curated record. NCBI's taxonomy places the organism in Eukaryota, Viridiplantae, Streptophyta, Magnoliopsida, Fabales, Fabaceae. Gene Ontology annotation, biological process: negative regulation of DNA-templated transcription. The transcript has a single exon.
AUAAUGUUAAGUGUCCUUCAAAUAAAAGCUCAUACAAUGACAAUGUACCCGGUUCAUAAUAACCUAUAAGCAACCUAAUUUCUGGUUAACUUCUUCUAUUACUGUGUAUGUGUGGGCCUAACAAAGUGGUCCACCCCUUGGCACAAAUUUUUUUUUGAGUACAAACCAAAAAGCAGGAAAAGUGGCAAAAGUGGUCACAGGAAUUGGGGCGGGUAUCUCUUUUGAAAACAUGGCAGAAAAAAAUCGAGUAAGAAACCCAGGUUCCUAUUUAACAGCGUAACCGUCCCACUAACUGCUAGAACUCUCAAAACUCUCACUAUGCACUUCACUUCUGCUCUUUAUCUUCUCUGAAGACUAAUAAAGCUUCACCACCAAAUCAAGAGAGUUCCAAACACCAAAACAAACAAAAGCAAAUUAUGAAGUGGGGUGGGAAAAAACCUUCUCUUUCUUCUUCUUCUUCUAGGUCUUCUUCUUUCAUAUCUCAUGUAUCUCCUUUUUCAUGGCUUUCCAAGUUCAAGCAGAUGAGAAUCAACUCAGAGCAGCCAAAACCUGGCACGCUGAAGCAGAAUGCAAGGCAUAAUUCAACUCCAUCUAAUAAUAUUUCACCCCAUUAUGCUGAUAUAAAUAGAGGCAGGUUUUAUGGAGGGGAUGAUGAUGAGGCUUUCUGGAGACUCUCAUUUGGUGAAGAGGGUGGUAAUGAGCAUAGGAAAAGUGAAGAAGAUAUUCUGAAAGUGAAACCAGUAAAGUACAAUUUGGAUGUUGAACAUGCCAUUCCAUCCUCAAGCGGACUGAAUAAUGCUAAGAGAAAAGGUAGUAGAAAAGAAGGCACUCAGAAGAUGAAGCAGAAGGACACUACUGGAAUGAGAGAAGAAACGAAAAUUCUGAAUGAAGCAGCAAAGAGUGUGAAGGAACUAGAAUCCUUAAGGAGGAGAUAUGAGAGGAAAGCACAAAGAGUUUUGCAAGAGCAGCUCUUGAAACUGGAAAAGGCAGAAGAGGAAGCUGAGUUUGCAUCAAGUCCAUUCUUGGAAAAUGAUGUGCUGCAGUUUGAGUCACCAAGAACAAUUUGCACACCAAGAAAGCAUUUUUUUGUAGAUUCAAAGGAUUCUGGCCUUGAAAGUUUCAGAGAAGCUCGUGUGUGUAGUCCUCAAUUGUGUUCUGAGUGGCAUAAUUUGAAACAAAGUGAGGGGUUGAAAUUGAAACCAAAGAGUAGCCAACAAAGGCAAUCUCUUCAUGUUAGCAGAGAAAACCAGAGGAGGAAACCAAAGCACAACAACAAGGUUAGAGUGUAUUCUCCAAGGAUGGGUUCCAAGGUCGAAGUCCGCAAAAUAAAGGCCAUGGAAGAGAAGAAGAAAGCAAAACUGAAGAUGAAGAAAGAAGAGGAAAUUGUGGAGGAAACAGAAGAAGGGUUAGAUAGCUUUGCUGUGGUGAAAUGUUCUUUGGAUCCACAGAAGGAUUUCAGAGAUUCAAUGAUUGAGAUGAUCACAGAGAAACAGAUCAGCGAGCCAGAAGAAAUGGAAGAUCUGUUAGCAUGCUAUCUGACUUUGAAUUCCAGUGAGUACCAUGAUCUCAUCAUCCAAGUGUUCAAGCAAGUAUGGUUGUGUAUGAGCCAAGCCAGUUCGUGUAUUCAAUCAGACAAGCAAUGUUGUUGUUGUGAUUAACAACAUAAAUGUUUAGCUUGUAGGAAAACAUUGGCGGAAAUUGUAAAUAGUUCAUCUUGUUCUAGUUAUGCUUUAUUAGCUUCGAUUGAAUUUCUCUCUUCUCUUCACAUCUUUUGUAUAAAAUUCAAGAGAAGUUGCAUCAAGAUCUCGACAAACUUCAUA